UGCGCGCGGUGUAAACUUCCGCCUGGUUGUUUACUCUGUGACGCGGCGGCUCGGCUCGGCUCGGUUCGGUUCGGUUCGGUUCGUCCCGGAGGUUCUGCCGGUGUUUGUGUUCCGCGAUGUCGGCGCUUCACCCCGGAGACCCGCAGCUGGUGUCGAUGAUCGUCAGUCACCUGAAGACCGAGGGUCUGUUCGAUCAGUUCCGCAGAGACUGUCUGGCAGACGUGGACACAAAGCCGGCGUAUUUGCACUUACGACAGCGAGUGGAUAACUUCGUGUCCAAUCAUCUGGCAAACCACACAUGGAGCCCACAGCUGAACAAGAACCAGCUGAGAAACAGCAUCCGGCAGCUGGUCCUGCAGUACGUGUCCUGUCCGUCCGUCUGUCUGUCCGUCUGUGUCUGUGUCCUGAGCUUCACCGUGUGUGUGUGUGGAGUGGCUCAGGUCGUCGAUCCGAAGGUCCAUCACUCCUUUCGGCCGCAGGUGGAGCGUGUCGUCCGGAGGUUUCUGUCUCCAAACAGCCACGUGGAGGAGGAUGAGCUUCCUCCUGUAGCUCCGCCCCUUCCUGUGGAAAACCAGGAAGUCGAACUGCUGACCGCAGACAUCGGAAAUGAUCCCGCUCCGGCUGGGCGCUCCGGCGCUGAUGAUGUCCAGAUCCUGGAGACCAGCGGCACUGACCCGAGCCUCGAGCACAGAGACGAGGAGAUGGACAUCAGCCUCCCCGAGGAGACGGAGGAGGAACCACAGCCUGGGAAACAGGAAGAGGAGGAGACGGAGGAGGUGAAGGACGAGGGAGACGCCGGGAACAGCAGUAAAUCCUCAGGGAAGAUCCGAGAGGAGAACCGCACAGACACAGACUCCCAGAAACCCUCCAGCGUCAAACAGAAGACCAGAGAGAGACUCAGAGAAGAGUACUCUCUGGAGGACUCUGAUCUGGACGGUCUCAGUGACAUCACAGUGAGUUCGGUCCACACCAGCGAUCUGUCCUCGUUCGAGGGAGACAGCGAUGAGGACGAGCCCCUGUCAGACUCCACCGAGGAGGGAGAGAUCAGCUCGGGGGCUGAGGGGGGGCGGGAGACGCCGGCCAGUGAAGACUCUGAGGACAGUCGGGAGAAGAAGCCUCGUGGUGUGAGACAGGGAUACGUACACAAGCCCUUCCUGUACUCGCGCUACUACAGCGACUCUGAUGACGAGGUGACGGUGGAGCAGCGCAGACGCUCGGUGGCCAAAGACAAAGAGGAGCGUCUGUUGAAGCGGCAGCAGAAUCGCGAGCGAAUGGAGGAGAAACGCAGACUGAGAGCAGCUCAGAACGAGGAACAGGAUCAGAAGAAACUGGCGAGUCUUUCUGCGGAUCAGAGACCUCGAGCCAAAGAGGCUCGAAAAGAGAAGAAGGUCCUUGAGAAGAAAGUGGCUCUGAGCAGACAGAGAAAGAGAGAUUCCAGAAAAGAAGAUGAGACGAAGAAAAGUGAUACUGAAGGUGAUUCAGUCAAUAAAGAUGUGAACCCCGUGGGUCUGAAGCGACGGCCGUCUGAUCUGGAGGAGCAGCAGCGCAGGAGGAAGACAGACAGCGAGGAGAAACUCCCUGACAAAAACCGCAUUCACUCCUUCAUCCUGGACCUGGAGCUGGGAACAGAAGAAAGCCGGAAAACAGUUCGCAAAGACUCGCUUUCCAAAGAAAAAGAGUGCAAAGAGAAGGAGAAAGAGCGCGGCGUCCCUGACGAACGGCUCAAGCACAAACUCAAGACUGAGAGCAGGAAGAGCAGAGACGCCGCGGCCGACGAGAAAGACGGAGGGACUGCGAAAGCAGCAGCUGAUGAGAAAAAGGGGUCAAAGGUCAAGCAAGACAGGAAGAGUUCUGUGUCUUCCUGA
Messenger RNA from Carassius carassius (crucian carp), 1865 nucleotides. RefSeq names its product biorientation of chromosomes in cell division protein 1-like 1. The transcript has 10 exons. Bases 117 to 1865 code for a protein of 582 amino acids. Lineage: Eukaryota; Metazoa; Chordata; Actinopteri; Cypriniformes; Cyprinidae. The record is from RefSeq and is a predicted model, not a curated record.